Molecule: messenger RNA, 2271 nt
Organism: Trachemys scripta elegans
Lineage: Eukaryota; Metazoa; Chordata; Testudines; Emydidae
Product: zinc finger protein RFP-like
Exons: 8
Coding region: 4-1551 (515 amino acids)
Molecular function (GO): protein binding; zinc ion binding
Source: RefSeq, a predicted model, not a curated record
GCAAUGGCCCUUGCGAGGGGGAGCGGAGCAGAACUGAGCAGAGCCGAGUGGCAGCGUGCUCCCUGCUCCGUAGAGGAGGCAGAGAGAGAGGGAGCCAUGGCUGCAGAGGACCCCGUGGAAAAUCUCCAGGAGGAAGCUACAUGUCCCGUCUGUCUGGAGUAUUUCACAGAACCUGUCACUCUGGAGUGUGGGCACAAUUUCUGCCGAGCCUGCAUCAGCCAGUUCUGGGAGGGAUCCGAUACAGCCGCCUCCUGCCCUCAGUGCAGAGAAACUGUGCAACAGAGAAACCUCAGACCCAACAGGCAGCUGGCAAAUGUCCUAGAAAUCGCCAAGCGGCUGAGUUUACAGGCAGCAAAGGGAGCAGGAGGGGAGGGGGUGUGUGGGGAACACCAGGAGGCUCUGAAACUGUUCUGUGAAGAGGAUCAAACCCCCAUCUGUGUGGUGUGCGACAGAUCCCGGGCUCAUCGCACUCACACGGUGGUUCCCAUACAGGAGGCUGCCCAGGAGUACAAGGAAAAACUACAUGCCCAUUUGAAGACUCUGAGGGAAGAGAGUGAAAAGCUGCUGGGAUUUAAAGUGGCUGGUGAGAAGAGAAGCCAGGAGUAUCUGAAACAGACAGAAACCAAGAGGCAGAAGAUUGUGUCUGAAUUUCAGCAACUGCGGCAGUUCCUGGAGGAACAAGAGCGACUCCUGCUGGCCCAGCUGGAGAAGCUGGACAAGGAGAUUGUGAAGAUACAGAAUGAAAAUAUCACCAAACUCUCAGAGGAGAUUUCCCGUCUCAGUGAGUUGAUCAGUGAGCUGGAGGAGAAGUGUCAGAAGCCAGACAGUGAAUUCCUGCAGGAUGUCAGAAGCACCUUGAGUAGGUGUGAGAAGGGGAAGUUCCAGCAGCCAGAGGAGAUUUCUCCUGAACUGGAAGAGCGAGUCAGUAGUUUCUCCCAGAAAACUAUUGUGCUAUCGGAGACUCUGAGGAAGUUUAAAGGCACUCUGCCAUCUGCACUGGUGACAAAAAGAGGGAAACCUCUAGGAGCACACAGACAGGCAAAUAUGACUCUGGAUCCAGACACAGCUCAUCCCAACCUCGUCCUGUCUGAGGAUCGGAAAAGUGUGAGAUGGGGAGACACAAGGCAGGAUCUGCCUGAGAACCAUGAGAGAUUUGACACUGUGUUCUGUGUGCUGGGCUGUGAGGGAUUCACCUCAGGGAGACAUUGCUGGGAGGUGGAGGUGAGGGAUGGGGGAUCCUGGGCUGUGGGGGUGGCCAGAGAGUCUGUGAGGAGGAAGGGAAGGAUCAGCCUUCGCCCUGAGGGGGGGAUCUGGGCUAUGGAGCGGUGGGAGGGUCAGUUCUUGGCUCUCACCUCCCCUGUGACCCCCCUGCCCCUGAGCCGGGCCCCCAGCAGGAUCCGGGUUUGUCUGGACUGUGACCGGGGGCAGGUGACAUUUAUCGAUGCUGGUGACGAGGCCCCGAUCUUCACUUUCCCGCUGGGCUCCGUCCCUGGGGAAAGAAUCAAACCCUGGCUCCGGGUGUGGAGAUCCCAGCUCAGACUGUGUCCCUGAGACGCACAGCAGAGGGGAGAACCAGAAAUCAGCCUCUAUAGCCUCACACACUCCCGUCUCUAUGACCGAGAAGGACUCCCAUCUACCCAGCUCCUGGCUCUUCAUCUCUAUGGCCCCUGGAAGUUUCUCCUCCUCUUUCUCUGCAGCCCCAGAUGAGAGGGGAAGGGGAGGAGGAAGAACCCCUGGGGCUGCAGCAUGAACAGAGGGGCCCUGAGGGGCAGAGGUGGGGGUGGCAGGGACACAGCAUGAAUCAAUCAGAGUUUGGCGGGUUGGGGAGAAGCAGCAGCAGGGAGGUUUUGUACAGAUCUGUGUCCUUAGAUCUCAUUGGGGUCUCCCAGCCCAGGGAUCAGCAAGAGGGGAAGGGAUAAAAUCAGGGAAAGAAGAGAGCAGCCAAGGGGGAUGAUCUGUGACAGGGAGGAGAGACACAGGAAAAUAAACAGGGAUGGGAAGUGAGGGCUAGAACAAUAAUGAAUAGAAAAGGACAGUAUGAAAGGAAAGGGAACGUAAGCAGGAUGGAGAGCUUUAUUACAUGUUACUGAAAGUGAGACUGUAACUCAUUAAUUCCCUAUAUUAAUUCCUGGACAUUGGUGCUAUUUUAGUGCCAUAAAGAAAACUGUUCUCAGUAGCUGGGGAUCUCCUUGUCAUGCUGUGGUAAUUAAAGCUCCUUCUUAGCUCCUUUUACUUUGCUAUUUUCCAGGUACUUACUGUAAAUAAACCAUU